AUGAAUAUCUCUUUCUCACUUUUCACAAAAGAAACUGGAAAUCUCUCACAAAAAAUAUUGUACAAUGAAAUAUCAAGUCUCCAAAAUUAUAGCUUCUCCCCAUUGAGGAAAACCCGCUUUGUUAUCCAUGGAUAUACAAGCACUGGAAAAUAUGGCUGGGUUGUGGAGCUGUGUUUGCUUCUGGUGGAUGUGGAAGACAUUAACUGUUUUGUUGUUGACUGGGAAGAUGGAGCUAAAUGCACCUAUUUCAUUGCUGGCAGCAAUAUCCGUGUUCUUGGAGCAGUGAUAGCUAAAUUUAUCAUUACUAUGAUGAAAAUCUAUCGGUAUCGUCCUUCCAACGUCCACCUCAUUGGCCAUAGUCUUGGUGCUCAUACUGCUGGAGAGGCAGGAAGACGACUUCAAUAUGUUCGCAAAAAAUCUCCUGCCAUUGGAAGAAUAAGUGGUUUAGACCCAGCAGCAAUUGGUUUUGAAGGAUUCUCUAAGAUGGUCCGGCUUGAUCCUUCUGAUGCUGGAUUUGUGGAUGUCAUACACAGCAACGGUGCCCGAUUUCCUUUAGGACUUGGGAUGUUUAAUGCCACUGGUGAUAUGGACUUUUAUCCCAAUGGUGGAAAGUUUAUGGUUGGAUGCAAUGAUGCAAAACAGGAACAGGAACAGGAACAGGGAGAGAUUGCUUCGGUUGGAAAUUGCCAUCACUCACGAAGCUACGAGUACUACAAAUACAGCAUUCUCUACCCUAGUGGGUUCCUGGCCUAUCCCUGCAAAUCAUAUAAAUCUUUUCAAGCGGGAAAUUGCUUUCCAUGUCCCACAAAAGGCUGCCCAGUAAUGGGUCACUAUGCUGAUCAAUCCCAUGAUAAACUGAAGAAAAGCAAUCAAAACUACUAUCUAAACACAGGGUUUAAGGAGCCCUUCACCAGUUGGCGAUAUAAUAUAUCUGUCAAACUAAAUGGAAUGAAAAAUGUGAAAGGAGAAAUAUAUAUAGUUUUUCACAAUAAAAAUGGAGAUAUGAAAGAAUAUCCGAUUAUGAGGGGCAGCCUUAAGCAAGAACAAAUCUAUUCAAAGCUCACAGAUGUAGAAAUUAAUCCAGAAAAUGCGUCAAGAAUUGAGUUUGUUUGGCACAAGCAAUUAUUUACUUUCUUUUGGGCUCAACUAGGAGCAGAAAAAGUAAAUCUUACCCGUGGGCAAGAUGGGCGUAAGACUUCCUUUUGUGGCCAUGGAACAGUAAAAUAUGAAGUUCCUCAAAUGCUUACAUCUUGUUGA
This is a messenger RNA of Notechis scutatus (mainland tiger snake), 1257 nucleotides long. RefSeq names its product pancreatic lipase-related protein 2-like. Gene Ontology annotation, molecular function: lipoprotein lipase activity; protein binding. Lineage: Eukaryota; Metazoa; Chordata; Lepidosauria; Squamata; Elapidae. The record is from RefSeq and is a predicted model, not a curated record. Gene Ontology annotation, biological process: lipid metabolic process.